AUGAAGGGUCCGAGGCAUUCGAAGAGGACUCCCCCCCCACGCGCUCCCCAGACAGGUGCCCUGUGGCGUCGGAGUGUUUGGCUCCUAGUGACCGCCGCUCUGGUGACGGUGUCCAGCGGCCAGACGUCCACGGCGUUCACCAGCUUCCACCCCGAGCGGCGGGAGUGGGCCUUCGACCACCUGACGGUCCACCAGACGACCGGCGCGGUCUACAUCGGCGCGGUCAACCGCGUCUACAAGCUGUCGGGCAACCUGACGCUCCUGGUGUCCCACGACACGGGCCCCGAGGACGACAACAAGGCCUGCUACCCGCCGCUCAUCGUCCAGCCCUGCUCCGAGCCCCUGGUGUCCACCAACAACGUCAACAAGCUGCUGCUCAUCGACUACUCCCAGAACCGGCUGCUGGCCUGCGGCAGCCUCUACCAGGGCGUGUGCAAGCUCCUCCGGCUGGACGACCUCUUCAUCCUCGUGGAGCCGUCGCACAAGAAGGAGCACUACAUGUCCAGCAUCAACCAGACGGGCACCAUGUACGGGGUCAUCGUGCCGUCCAAGGGCGAGGACGGCACGCUGUUCAUCGGCACGGCGGUGGACGGCAAGCAGGACUACUUCCCCACCAUCUCCAGCCGCAAGCUGCCGCGCGACCCCGAGUCCUCCGCCAUGCUGGACUACGAGCUGCACACGGACUUCGUGUCGUCGCUCAUCAAGAUCCCGUCGGACACGCUGGCGCUGGUCAGCCACUUCGACAUCUACUACAUCUACGGCUUCGCCAGCGGCAGCUUCGUCUACUUCCUGACCGUGCAGCCCGAGACGGAGAGCAACAUGUCGCCGGGCGGCUCCUCGGCCGACCACUUCUACACCUCGCGCAUCGUGCGCCUCUGCAAGGACGACCGCAAGUUCCACUCCUACGUCUCGCUGCCCGUGGGCUGCGUCCGGAACGGCGUGGAGUACCGGCUACUGCAGGCCGCCUACCUGGCCAAGCCCGGACGCGUGCUGGCCGCCGCCCUCAACAUCAGCGCCCAGGACGACGUCCUCUUCACCGUCUUCUCCAAGGGCCAGAAGCAGUACCACCGGCCCCCAGAUGACUCGGCCCUCUGUGUCUUCAGCAUCCGCCACGUCAACGCCCGCAUCAAGGAGCGGCUGCAGUCCUGCUACCAGGGCGAGGGCAACCUGGAGCUCAACUGGCUGCUGGGGAAGGACGUGCCCUGCACCAAAGCGCCGGUGCCCAUCGACGACUCCUUCUGUGGUCUGGACAUCAACCAGCCCCUGGGCGGCUCCCAGCUGGUGACUGGACACACGCUCUACACGGAGACCCGCGACCGCAUGACCGCCGUCACCUCCUACGUCUACAACGGCUACUGCGUGGCCUUCGUGGGCACCAAGAGCGGCCGUCUGAAGAAGAUCCGUGUGGACGGUCCCCCUAAUGAGGGAGUGCAGUAUGAGACGGUGCAGGUGAUUAAGGACGGCAGCCCUGUGCUGAGAGACAUGGCCUUUUCUCUGGACCGCAGCCACCUCUACGUCAUGUCUGAGAGACAGGUGGUACGUGUGCCCAUUGAGUCGUGUGAGCAGUACGGGACGUGUGGGGAGUGUCUGAGCUCAGGAGAUCCUCACUGCGGCUGGUGUGUCCUGCACAACACGUGCACCCAGAGGGAUCGCUGUGAGCGUGCCAACGAGCCAUACCGCUUCGCUGCAGCUCUCAACCAAUGCGUGAAGGCCACCGUCUACCCCGACAGCAUUGCCGUGUCCGAGCCCAGUGUGCCGCUCCUGGUGAAGGUGACUGAUGUUCCAGACCUUUCCGCCGGCAUCACAUGCUCCUUCGGCAACUUGACGGAAGUGGAAGGCAAGGUCAACGGCAACCAGAUCCUGUGCCUCUCCCCCGCCGCCAAGGACGUUCCCAUCAUCCCAACUGACCAAGACUGGUCAGGCGUGGAGCUGCGGCUGAACUCCAAGGAGACGGGUCAGAUGCUCAUCAGCACUGAGGUCAAGUUCUACAACUGCAGCGUCCACCAGCUGUGUUUGUCCUGCGUGACCAGUGCCUUCCGCUGCCACUGGUGUAAAUACCGCAACCUCUGCACCCACGACCCCUCCAGCUGUUCCUUCCAGGAGGGACGCGUCAACGCAUCUGAGGACUGCCCUCAGCUGGUGCGCUCGGAGCAGAUCUUGAUCCCGGCCGGCGAGGUCAAGCCCAUCACGCUGAAGGCCCGGAACCUUCCGCAGCCGCAGUCGGGCCAGCGCGGGUACGAGUGUGUGCUGCACAUCCAGGGGCUCAGCCACCGCGUCACCGCCCUGCGCUUCAACAGCUCCAGCGUGCAGUGCCAGAACAGCUCGUAUUUGUAUGAGGGGAUGAAGAUCAGUGAGCUGCCAGUGGACUUCUCAGUGGUGUGGAACGGCAACUUCAUUAUUGACAACCCAGAGAACAUCCAAGUGCACCUGUACAAGUGUGCAGCACAGCGGGACAGCUGUGGUCAGUGCCUGAAGGCGGAGCGGCGCUUCCAGUGUGGCUGGUGCAGUGGAGAGGGACGCUGUAGUCUCCGCCACCACUGCCCACUGCCCAACCCCUACGCCGGACGCUGGCUCAACAUGGACAACAAGAACGUCAAGUGCACCAACCCACGCAUCACUGAGGUCACCCCAGUGGCUGGUCCACCAGAGGGGGGUACGCGGGUCACCAUCCGUGGCCUUAACCUGGGCUUGUCCUUCUCCGAGAUGGUCAACAACGUCCAGGUGGCCGGCGUCCAGUGUACGCCUCAGGAGGACGGCUACAUCAUCGCCGAACAGAUAGUGUGUGAAAUGCACCCUGCUCCCAUCGAUGCAGCUCCAGGCCCGGUGUCUCUGUGUGUGGGAGAGUGCAGACCAGAGCUCCAAACACACUCCUCUCAACUCUACUCCUUUGUGACCCCGACGGUGACAGGACUGGCCCCGAGCCGAGGGCCCGAGUCUGGGGGAACCAAGGUCACCAUCAUGGGUGAGAACCUUGGAGCCGGCAGCAGCGUCAACGUUCUCUUUGGGAACCAGACCUGCGAGUUCUUUGAGCGGACCAUGACUGAGAUUGUGUGCUUCUCGGCGCCCUCUCUGACCGGUGUUGGUCCGGUCCAGGUCAGUGUUAGCGUGGACCGAGCCCAGGUGAGGGAGAGCCUGGUGUUUGAGUACAUCGAUGACCCGACCGUCCAGCGCAUCGAACCUGAGUGGAGCAUUGCCAGCGGACACACCCCUCUGAUGGUGACGGGGACCAAUCUGGAUGUGGUGCAGGAGCCACGCAUCCGCGUCAAGUACGCCGGACAUGAGUCAGUUAACGUGUGUAAGGUGUUGAACACUACCUCCAUGAGCUGCUUCGCCCCUUCCCUGACCGCCGAGUACCGGCCCGGUCUGGACUCUGUGAAACACGCCGAUGAGUUUGGCUUCAUCUUCAACAACGUGCAGGCGCUGCUGGUGUACAACAACACCAACUUCCUGUACUACCCCAACCCCUUCUUCGAGCCGCUCAGCACCAACGGCAUCAUGGAGCAGAAGCCCGGCUCCCCCAUCAUCCUCAAGGGGAGGAAUCUGGUGCCGCCGGCGUCUGGGGGCGUGAAGCUCAACUACACGGUGCUCAUCGGGGAGACGCCAUGUUCCGUCACCGUCUCCGAGACCCAGCUGCUCUGUGAACCGCCCAACCUCACCGGCCAGUACAAAGUCAUGGUGCAGGUGGGCGGACUUCACGUGUCUCCCGGCGCGGUCCACAUCCUGUCGGACAGCCUGCUGACCCUGCCGGCCAUCGUGAGCAUCGCGGCCGGAGGCGGCCUCCUCCUCAUCAUCGUCAUCCUCGUGCUGAUCGCCUACAAGCGCAAGUCGCGCGAGAACGACCUCACCCUCAAACGCCUGCAGAUGCAGAUGGACAACCUGGAGUCCCGCGUCGCCCUGGAGUGCAAGGAAGCGUUCGCUGAGCUGCAGACGGACAUCAACGAGCUGACCAGUGAUCUGGACAGAGCCGGUAUCCCAUACCUGGACUACCGCACCUACGCCAUGAGGGUGCUUUUCCCUGGCAUCGAGGACCAUCCGGUGCUAAGAGAACUGGAGGUGUCCGGUAACGGGCAGCAGGGUGUGGAGAAGGCGCUGAAGCAGUUUGCGCAGCUGAUCAACAACAAGGUGUUCCUGCUGACCUUCAUCCGCACGCUGGAGACGCAGCGCUCCUUCUCCAUGCGCGACCGCGGCAACGUGGCCUCGCUCAUCAUGACGGCGCUGCAGGGCCGGCUGGAGUACGCCACCGACGUGCUCAAGCAGCUGCUCUCAGACCUCAUCGAGAAGAACCUGGAGAGCAAGAACCACCCCAAACUGCUGCUGCGCAGAACGGAGUCAGUUGCUGAGAAGAUGCUGACCAACUGGUUUGCUUUCCUGCUGCACAAGUUCCUGAAGGAGUGUGCCGGUGAGCCCCUGUUCAUGCUGUACUGUGCCAUAAAGCAGCAGAUGGAGAAGGGUCCGAUAGACGCCAUCACGGGUGAAGCCCGCUACUCACUCAGCGAGGACAAGCUCAUCCGCCAGCAGAUCGAGUACAAGACCCUGAUCCUGAACUGUGUGAACCCGGACAAUGAGAACAGUCCUGAGAUUCCGGUCAAGGUGCUCAACUGUGACACCAUCACUCAGGUGAAGGAGAAGAUCCUGGACGCCGUCUAUAAGAACAUGCCCUACUCCCAAAGACCCCGCGCCGUGGACAUGGACCUGGAGUGGCGUCAGGGCCGCAUGGCUCGAGUGGUGCUACAGGACGAAGACAUCACCACCAAGAUUGAGAAUGACUGGAAGAGGCUCAACACACUCAUGCACUACCAGGUGUCUGACCGAUGUGUGGUGGCACUGGUGCCCAAACAGACCUCCUCCUACAACAUCCCCCCUUCAGCCAGCAUCUCUCGCACCUCCAUCAGCAGAUAUGACUCGACGUUCCGCUACACGGGCAGUCCAGACAGCCUGCGCUCCAGGGCCCCCAUGAUCACGCCCGACCUGGAGAGCGGCGUCAAGGUGUGGCACCUGGUCAAGAACCACGAGCACGGCGACCAGAAGGAGGGUGACCGCGGGAGCAAGAUGGUGUCCGAGAUCUACCUGACCCGCCUGCUGGCCACCAAGGGUACCCUUCAGAAGUUUGUGGACGACCUCUUCGAGACCCUCUUCAGUACGGUCCACAGAGGCAGUGCCCUUCCUCUGGCCAUCAAAUACAUGUUUGACUUCCUGGACGAGCAGGCGGACAGGCACGCCAUCCACGACACGGAUGUACGCCACACAUGGAAGAGCAACUGCCUUCCACUGCGUUUCUGGGUGAACGUGAUCAAGAACCCGCAGUUUGUCUUCGACAUCCACAAAAGUAGCAUCACGGACGCGUGUCUGUCGGUGGUGGCGCAGACCUUCAUGGACUCCUGCUCCACCUCCGAGCACCGGCUGGGCAAGGACUCGCCCUCCAACAAGCUGCUCUACGCUAAAGACAUCCCCAACUACAAGAGCUGGGUGGAGAGGUACUACGCGGACAUUAACCGGCUGCCUGCCAUCAGUGACCAGGACAUGAACGCCUACCUGGCCGAACAGGCGCGCCUGCACUCCACCGAGUUCAACAUGCUCAGCGCCCUCAAUGAGAUCUACUCUUACGUUAGCAAGUACAGCGAGGAGAUCACGGCGGCCCUGGAGCAGGAUGAACAGGCUAAGAAGCAGCGCCUGGCCUACAAAGUAGAGCAGCUCAUCUCCGCCAUGUCUCUGGAGAGCUGAGAACACCGCAGAACCAAGAGAGUGAGAGAGACACAGCAAGAGAGAGGGAGAGAGAAUGAACAACAUCAAGAGUGAGAGAAAGAGAGAAAGACAAGGGAGAUUGGCAUCUGAACCUGUGCCAUCUUCUCACCACAACCACCCAAGGAGUCUCAGCACAGCACAUGGUACUUGACGCUGACCUGAGACUGGGGAUCCUCGGCUCCACCAAACCAGUAGGACAGGUUCAGUGGACCUUACAAAAAUGUCUGCCCUCACAAGACUCUGGGUGGAGGCGCAUGUUCCAUCCUGUUGUGAACAGAUAAUGUGAGCAGAGAUGUCCUGAGACACCUCAACUUCAUUUGCCUCCAUUUCCUUCGGCAGUCUCCUGUGUGUGUCUGGCACAAGAGCAACACACAGUGACAGGACCUCAAGCAGGUCGACAUGACAGGACAGCAUCUCUCUCUCUCUCUCUCACUCUCUCUCUCUCUCUCUCACUCUCUCUCUCUCUCUCUCUCUUACGAACUCUUAAGAGCCAGAGUGGAACAUUUGGCUGUGGCCAUGUCCUUUGAGAAUUUUUAUUUUUUUACACGAACACUUUAAAACCUCUUCCAUUACUCCGUGGCUCUUGGCAUCUCCCAACAUCGCGAUGCGAGGGACUCUUUUCGCUUUCGGGUCCUGUCUCGUUGGGUGACGGGGCGACAGCGUCAGGGACGGAGAGUCCUGUCUCAUCUGUCUGCCCCGCUCUCUCUCAUCCCCUCUCCCGGACGCCAGUCGCCAGCCUUCUUUGGAAGGACAGCAGAGAGACUAGACGUGAGUUCACACUCGUGGAGUUCAAGAAAAGAUGUGCCGGAGAGAGCGAAAGGUCACGUGAUCAAUCUGGUCGGCCGACCCCUGAUUCUUCCUGGCAGAUCCUCCGCGUCACGUCGCAGUUUAUCACGGAGGAAAAGGAGCGGCUGAUCGGCGACUUCAAAAGACUCUCCUCAGCCAGUGUCUCUGUGUGUAAAUGUCCCGUUCUUCUUUUUUAAAAACGACGUGUGAAAUUGUAUGUGAAUGUACAAAAAUGUUGCUCUAUUUUAGUCAUCUUUUGUUUUCCUAGAGCAGAGAGAGGCAGCAGAGCAGAGCUGAACUCUGAGGGAAGACCCUUGGCCAAGAGAAAAAAAAAACGCUGUAAACAUUCUGGUUACCGAGGACCUUUUUAGCUUGAUAAAUGUCAUUCAUUAUUAUAUUGCCAAAUUACGCUUUGUGAUUGAAGUGUGCUGUGUGCAAUCGUAUGGGCAGUUCCCUCUGGACACAGGGCUGUCCCACUUUAGAUUGCAUUUUACUCCACUAUAUAUUGGAGAAUACUUCCUGUAGAUGGAAUGAACUUGCAUCGCGGGCGGUAGAAGUGGGAUCGAUCCACUAUAAAGCUGACCAGACAGUAUUAUGUUUUUAGUUCUGUCAACUUGUGUGUGUAUUUUUGCAUGCGUCAUCCAGAACCAUGAGAGAGAGAGAGAGAGAGAGAGAGAGAGGGGGGGGGGGGGGGGCAAGAAAGGACAAACUCUUCCAUUUCUGCUCUGUUUUUUAAGUGCCAAGAAGGUUGCAUUAGCUCCAAGAUGCUGAGAGGUUAGCUGCAGAUCUAAUGCGCAGUUCAGUCACCACUGCUAUAUAUAGAUAUAUAUAUAUAGAUAGAAAGAUAUAUAUCUCCAUGCUACAGUGACAGCCCUUCUUAGGGUCGAUCUCGAUUAAGUGCCAAAAGAUCACUUUAAAUUAUUCACUGACGUGUCAAAAAAAAAAAGUCGGUUAAUGCUUUAUAGAGGGACUCAAGGCCUCACACUGAGAGGCGACUGAAAGCCCAGACAAGAGGCCGACUGUGGGCCUGACCUGGCCCGGACACCAGCCGGAUCUGAGCCAGAGCCAGUUCCCCUUUCCUCUCUGGAAAAAGCGGCACUCACUCGACUGGAACUAGGAGAGAUCAGACGACCUCCACCCCGCCACUGCCAUCUCUCUGGACUCUGAGCAUCUGUCUCGAAGCGCUCUAAGGCAGCUAGGUACGAUAAUGUAGAAAGUGGGGCUGGACUAUCACCCUGUAAAAAAUCACACACACACACACACACACACACACACACACACACACAUGGAUGUGAACUGUUUGGAGGUGGGUGUUUUUUAUUAAUUUACCCCCCCACACACACACACACACACACACACAGAGAGUGUACUAUUCGAACAACAAGCAAGAACAAACAAAGCCAUUGCUCUCUAUAAUGUGUCUGGCCCACUAAAGACGAGUUGUUGGCUUUAUCAAAACAGGCAACGUUCUUAGAGGUUAAAGUCAAGAUGUGCUAGAAAUUUCUUAUUGAAGUGGGAGCCAAAAAUACUCUCUGGAACAGCUCUAUGGACUCUGGAACAGCUCUGUUCUGGCUCUGUCCAGGUUCUAAGCCAGUUCUUUAUUCUGAAGGCAUUGGGGGCUUCAGUCUUGUGCAUGGUAACUGCCAGCAUUCACCUCAGUGUUGUGCUGUGACAAGUGCAAUGCUAGCUUGUUGUUUACAUCAUAUACUUGAAACUUCAUAGUGUUGACGGUAUACGUCAAAUUUAUUUUUUUUUAUUAUUGGGGGUAAAUAUCAUACCAAAAGAUUCUUUCUUUUUUUCUUUUUUUCUUCCGUCCCAUUGCCUUAGAACACCUCGCACCAAACGUGAUCCUCAGACUGUCCACACACACACACACACACACACACACACACACACAAUAUGACCUCCCCUUCCUGACUUGCAUAGCUGAGUUUAAAAGCAGUGUUUGAGGACGAAAUGACAGGCAAAGAGUGCAUCAUCCCCCAUCCAGGUGUCUCAUCUCUGUUGUCUCAGGUGAAGAGGAAUGAAGAUCUAGAGCAAGACAGAGAGAGAGAGAGAAAUAUGGAGAAAGAGAGUGAGAAAUACAGAGAUAAAGAGAGAAAAGAGAGAGAGAGAGAAUCCCCUUUAGCUCUAGUUUCCUACAGAAGCUUUGAAGCAGCUCUUUGAUCUCACCUAGUCGUGUGCACAGCGUGAUCAGAAGAUUUAGAAAAAAAAUAUAUAUAUAUCCACAUCAAACCCCACGGAGGGCCUCCACCUUCAGCAGGGAUUGACGUGAUUGACAUGGAAUAAAGCAGGCAGCUGCUGGGGGGGGCAUCUCUCGGGCCCAGCUGAUGGUCAUGGACAAGUCACCUCAUUCACCAGCAGUUCAAGUAGACACUGAUAAUCACACCAAUAACCCACAACACUACUUUACAUCACAAUGCUCUUCUUCAUAGUACUGAUGAUACACUGUAUCAAGGACCAUAGCAAAUAAAGUAUUGCCUUUUCCCUCUGCCAUAGUUAAAGUCUGUCCGUCAUCGGCCCUUCCUAGCAUGCAGUGACGCUAACUGAAAGGACACCUUGUAAGGCUACUUACUGUACACAUACACUUGUCAUAGUAAAGGAGGGAAUUGUAAGAUGAGAUUUCACAGAGUAGAAUGUUUUUUUUAUUUAUUUUUUAUUUAUUUAUUGUUGUUUUUGUUAGACAUCCUUUCAUCCCAAAAAGUUGUUUUCCGUUCCUUUUUUUUUUUUUUUGCCACGCAGAAUUCACCUACACUCAUGUGUUCACGUAGUGAUGAUCUUCCACAUUUGGUCACUUUUGAGCCUCAACUUCAGCUUCCAAGUUUGGCCAUGCCUGGGCCCCUGCCUGUAGUGGUGGUCAGGUCUUUCGUGGCCCCCAUCCCAUGGCAAAGGGGACUCUUUCAGUCAUUGGGCAGUCAAAUGCUUGCACAGGCCACACAAUAUAUUUUUGCCAUACCACAGUCAAAAGCCAGAGAGAUGGGUCUGAAUAUCACUGCAAAAGAAAUGAAUAUCCUUCCACUCCAAAACACAGUACAUAAUAUACCAACCCUUCUUUGUUGACACUGGAGUUGUGUAUUAUUGUAAAUAAAAUAAUAAUUAUGAUAAUUAUUAUUAUUAUUAUGGCUGUCUGUUCUUGUUGUUUUAUAAAGGUGUUGUGAAAAUGGUAAGAAAGGUAAAAUAUUUAAAAAAAAAAAAAAAAAAAAGGUUGGUCUUGUUUUUUUUUUGUUUUUGUUUUUAUUUGCGUUUGUUAUGAUAAUAUAUUAUUGUGUACCUAUUGUAAAUAUGAAGCACACCUAUUUUGCAAGCCAAGGAUUCACUUUGUACCGUUGUUAUAUAUAAAUAAACUUUACUGGU
Molecule: messenger RNA, 9882 nt
Organism: Sardina pilchardus (European sardine)
Lineage: Eukaryota; Metazoa; Chordata; Actinopteri; Clupeiformes; Clupeidae
Gene: plxna2
Product: plexin A2
Exons: 32
Coding region: 1-5721 (1906 amino acids)
Biological process (GO): negative regulation of cell adhesion; regulation of cell migration; regulation of GTPase activity
Cellular component (GO): plasma membrane; semaphorin receptor complex
Molecular function (GO): semaphorin receptor activity; protein binding
Source: RefSeq, a predicted model, not a curated record